AUGUGCAGCAUGCGCUGCGUGGACCAGGCGAUGCGUGCAUGUGCCGCGUGCGCUGUCGGUCAGAAAAACGAGUUAAGUUCCUCAACGGCCGCCAGCGAACUUCGAACGCCCGUCCGAUCGAAACAGCCUCACCAAGCAGCCAUGUGCGAGGCAGCAAAGCCGUUCCUUUCUACUCAUCGAAGCAAGAAGUAUCAAUGGCGACCCUUUAUCAUCGCCGUCUUUUAUCUUUCGAUCGCCCAACAUCCAGCCAGCAGCUGGCCACAUCGUCGUUCACAACAAGCAACGGUUUUUGUCUGGGAACACCUGUUUCCAGCGGAACUGAACUGCCCCCCUCCCCCCGUUUGGCAUGUGAAUGUGCCUACAAGGCCCACCGAUGCCAAAGCAGUGCCAGAACGGGGUCGUGGCGAGCAGCCAGCUCCUCGGGCACGGCACUGUCCGGAAGACGGAGAGGAUCGUCGCGCGACUCAAAGUGCGUCGUUUCAAGAGGAGGCCUUUGGAAUGCGAGGAAUGCGGAGGCCGACAACAGAAGAAAAGACCGGACCGACCGACAGGACCGGACUGACAGGACCUGACUGGCUUAAAUCGGCCGAAAAUGAGCCAAUGCCGCUUUUUGCCACUUUGAUCCGAUUUAUCGAUCCAUCCAUCAACGAACGAGGCUGA
Messenger RNA from Soboliphyme baturini, 660 nucleotides. Lineage: Eukaryota; Metazoa; Nematoda; Enoplea; Dioctophymatida; Soboliphymatidae. The record is from the annotation of a GenBank genome assembly.